AGGACGAAUGGGAAGUAAAGAAAAUAGAAGAUAGAAGAUGUACGGUUGGAAUUCUGCCCGACAGGAAGUCACACCUUACGAGCUAAAUUCUUUUUAAGAUGGAGCUCCUCUCAGACAGAAUGUUUCCAACAUGGAGGAAGCUCUGUGCUUUUUGGCUGCUGCUGCCUUCAACCCACUGUGCGAGAUGGCUAAAAAUUGCUCCUGCUUGAAAGAUGGCAUUCAAAAUAGAGCAGCAGUGAUCUGGACAUAGCCACAGCAGGGAUGAAUCUGUCUGAGUCCUCCUACCAAGAGGAGUCGCUGCUGGGUAACUUCACCAUGGCUUACUCCUACUACCACCAGAACUACACCCUCGUCCCCCCACUGCAUCGAGACAAGACCAGCACUUCCAAACCUGCAGCAUGCGAGCAGGUCCACAUCGCUAUAGAGGUCUUUCUGAUCCUGGGUAUCAUCUCCCUGCUGGAGAACAUCCUGGUCAUCACAGCCAUAGUGAAGAACAAGAACCUCCACUCACCCAUGUACUUCUUCAUCUGCAGUCUAGCAGUAGCGGACAUGCUGGUGAGUGUGUCCAACGCCUGGGAGACCAUCAUCAUUUACCUCCUCAACAACAGACAGCUGGUGGUGGAGGAUCACUUCAUCCGGCAGAUGGACAAUGUGUUUGACUCCAUGAUCUGCAUCUCUGUUGUAGCUUCGAUGUGUAGCCUUCUGGCCAUCGCUGUGGACAGGUACGUCACUAUCUUCUAUGCACUGAGGUACCACAACAUCAUGACAGUGAGGAGAGCCGGCUGCAUCAUCGGGGGAAUCUGGACCUUCUGCACGGGCUGCGGGAUCGUCUUCAUCAUCUACUCAGACACCACCCCCGUCAUCAUCUGCCUGGUCUCCAUGUUCUUUGCCAUGCUGGUCAUCAUGGCCUCCCUCUACAGCCAUAUGUUCAUGCUGGCGCGUUCCCACGUCAAGCGCAUCGCCGCCCUGCCCGGCUACAACUCCAUCCACCAGCGGGCCAGCAUGAAGGGGGCCAUCACGCUGACCAUCCUGCUGGGGAUCUUCAUCGUCUGCUGGGCUCCCUUCUUCCUUCACCUGAUACUGAUGAUCUCGUGCCCGCGCAACCUCUACUGUGUGUGCUUCAUGUCCCACUUCAACAUGUACCUCAUCCUCAUCAUGUGCAACUCGGUGAUUGACCCACUGAUCUAUGCCUUCAGGAGUCAGGAGAUGAGGAAGACUUUUAAGGAGAUCAUCUGUUGUUACAGCCUGAGAAAUGCCUGCACGAACAUCUGCGCUCUGACGGGUAAGUACUGAGAGAGACAGACUCAGAAGGCCAAUGGCAGAAUUUGUAGGAUGAACCGACUGCAGAGAACUGUUUCAUUGCACUUUUCAGCCACUACAGUGUACAGUCAAGCACAUUUUUGUCUUCUGUCCAUUAUGAACUGGAAAGGGGACUCCCACCAUUUGUAGGGAGGUUAAGCUUCUAUCUCCUAAUGUUGUCGCAAUGUGCACAAAGUGGCUACAGUAUUCGGUACUUGGACAAACAGCCAAGACCAUUUGAAAGUGCGUUGCAGAAAAGAGUUUGUGUCCUGCCUUUCAUUUUAGCUGACAUUUCUUUGAUUGUUCUGCUUUGACCUUAUUUUUUUUUUAAAUCAACACUUUGACAGGAUAUUAUCAUUUUUGUUAUUAUCUUUUGUGAAUCUUAAAUGAUGUUGUGUAAGAGUCCUGACAUACUUUCUGCUAACUACUGUAUGCGUAGGCGUGAGCAUGAUGGCUACCUGUUCUCAUUCCCGACUCGUCAAAUAUCGCUGCUUGGUCGGUGUCCCUCGGCGUUGAAAUUCUGAUGUACUGAUGUAUUUUUUAGUGUACGUAUGGGACGUUAUUAACAAACUCCAAUGUAAAUCUAUUCGCGUCAUUAUAAGACCGUCAGAGCACAGGACAUGGUAUAAAGAGCGAGAAAAGAGGUCGCGGUGGACGGUUGGGUUUAAACAAACACAGGUCUGCUGUUUCCCGUGAGAAAUAAAGUCAACUUUGACUUAUUUUACCAUGGUUUUGUUACAUAACUUAACGCCAAUUCAAAGUUUAUUUUGAAAAGACACUAUGUAACCAGUGGAAACUAACAUGUAGUCUCCGACACAUCCAAGAUUGACACUAGAGGGGUAUGUAAAGCGCCAUGGUUUGAAGCAUAGGGACACUGACCAAUCAUCUGUAUUUGAGUUGGGAGUGAGAACGUGUUGGCUAUGUGGAUGAAUGGGGUGGGGCAAUGACGACAACAACAAAUGGGAAAAGUUUUGAGGGAAUCUAAUAGAAAGUUGCCUCAAUUGAUGUCACCUAAAUCAAUGUUAGCUGUGACUGAAAAUGUCAGCCUCUCAUUCAUUGAACUAGGUUGUGACAGCGGAGAUGGAUCAGGCAAAAGAAAAAACUGAAAACUGCAGUUAGUCAGAAAAAAAAAGCUCUUGCAUGUCAUUUUUGGAGAAAAUUUGAAAAAGAUGAUUUCCUUGUUGUUCAAUACAGAGGACAAAACAACACUUUAAACAAAGAAGUACCACAGAGACAAUCUUGUGUUGAAUAACAGAGAGGAGCUUACAGUCUAUCAGAGCUUUUAAAAACAAUAUGUACUCCAACAUCAACUUAUUGUGGUUCACUGUUGAGCAGAUCAUUUUCACGAAAAUGUUUUCACCAACCCAAGAAACAUCACGACUCUUGCCUCAGAUGUUUUGCCUUGUUCGCACCUGUUGCCAUUUUCGGCGUCUGCUAUCGAUCGCUAAUUAGCACUAAACUAGGUGUCGUGAGCGGGUCUUCUAUAAAACCCUGGAGCCGUGAAGAUUCUGAAAGAAUACGCCCAUUGGCUACUAAUCCAAAUAUGAUUGGUUGAUCAAAUUGUCAAUCCAAACGUACGCUCUCAUUACGUUGAAUUGUCAGGGCAUUCUAACAAGGACAUAAAAUACCCUGGAUGGUGAAUUUUCUCCCCAGAGACUCUUAAAAAAAUAUCUGAUUGGUUGCAUUUUAUUUUCCAACACAAAACCACUUGAAUGCACAAAGCACAGACAGAAAACAACGCAAACAAGUCGGCGUCAUUUUAUAUUUUAUUUUAUUUUAUUUAUAGAAUUAAUCAGACCAAACCAGGGCUUUGUCUGAAUACCUUGAAGGCCCUGACAUUUCGCGCUUGUUUGUUAUCUGUAACUGGGGAAAAGAAGGCUGCUGCUGAACUUUUGGAUGGCAUUGCCAGACAACAGCCAAAUUUCUGCCACUGCGGUAUGCCUAAACCCCCCGCACCCCUCCCUGCUGCUGCAUUAGUGGGAUAGUUAAUGAACAGCUUCCUGAAAUCUGCCAACGCUCAGUCGCACAGCCGUUUCUGCUAUGGUUUGAAUAAGGAGUCACUCUCUUGUCUGUAUGUUCAUAUAAAUUAUAGCUGCUCUAUUCUGUCAAUGUGCUCACCGAUGUAUGACAAUUCUUACUGCAUCCCUGCCAAUGGUCUGUAAUAAACUAUGUCAAUAUGUCAUAAGUUUACACUUGAAAUGUAAAAAUGAAUAUACAUACCGCUUUACAGUGCUCUCUGUAAGUGUGUGUCAGUGGCGCCUACCUCCCAAAUGAAAAGCUUGAGAGAACUUUAUCACAGAAUGCAACCAUCUGCCUGAAAUUGCUGUUCUGCAUCAUUUCUUAGUGGUAGAUUCUAAGCAUUUGUUUCCCAGUGUUGCAUUGUAAUAUGUAUUCCCAAGAAAAACAAUUUGUAUUAUUUGUGUCUUGAGACUGAUCCUUAGACAGCGAGACAUGAGUCAUUUUUGAAAAAAAACAUGAUGAACACAGUAUUAAAAGGAUGUUUUGUGUUGUAAAUUGCCUUAACGUUGCUUCCAUACAUGCUUAUUGUAAGUCCUGCGCAAUUGUGAGAUCAAAACAAGAGCAUAUGAAUAUGCACACAUGGAAACUGCUUUUAUUAAAACGCAAUGGUAUUCUUUU
Anarrhichthys ocellatus (wolf-eel) is the source of this 3936-nucleotide messenger RNA. RefSeq names its product melanocortin receptor 5-like. Bases 262 to 1293 code for a protein of 343 amino acids. Gene Ontology annotation, biological process: G protein-coupled receptor signaling pathway. The record is from RefSeq and is a predicted model, not a curated record. The transcript has 6 exons. NCBI's taxonomy places the organism in Eukaryota, Metazoa, Chordata, Actinopteri, Perciformes, Anarhichadidae. Gene Ontology annotation, molecular function: melanocortin receptor activity. Gene Ontology annotation, cellular component: membrane.